Molecule: messenger RNA, 1516 nt
Organism: Benincasa hispida (wax gourd)
Lineage: Eukaryota; Viridiplantae; Streptophyta; Magnoliopsida; Cucurbitales; Cucurbitaceae
Product: 1-aminocyclopropane-1-carboxylate oxidase homolog 3-like
Source: RefSeq, a predicted model, not a curated record
UUUUAAAAUACUUUUAUUCUAAGCUUCUUCCUUCUCUUGCAAUGCUCAGCCUCUGCAACUCAAAUUCUCUCUCUCUCCUUCAAACAACUUUCCCUUCCAAAAACCCUAAUCGAACUCCAAAGAACAAAUUCCACAUCGUAAAAAUGGCCGCCGAUUUCGAUCGAGCCACAGAAUUGAAGCAAUUCGACGAAACCAAAGCCGGCGUCAAAGGCCUUCUCGACGCCGGCAUCAAUCAAAUCCCUCACAUUUUCAUUCACCCGCCUGAAACUCUCUCCGACCUCAAACCAAGCUCUAAAUCCCCAUCCUCAUCCUCCGCCGCCGUCGUCAUUCCAACAAUCGAUCUCGCCGGCCUCGACUCCCCUGACCUCCGCCCUUCCAUCGUCGAUCAGGUCCGAAACGCCGCGUCGACCUUCGGAUUCUUCCAAAUCAUCAACCAUGGAGUUCCGCAGAAAGUGCUCGACGAUAUCCUCGAUUCGAUUAGGGCUUUUCACGAACUGCCAUCGGAGGCGAAAUCGCCGUACUACCGGAGGGACGUCGGGACCGGAGUGUCGUACUUGUCGAACAUCGAUCUGUUCAAAGCGAAAGCGGCGAGUUGGAGAGACACGCUUCAGGUAGGAUUAGGGCCGGUGGCGGCGGCGGCGGAGAAUAUUCCGGAGAUUUGCAGGGCUGCGGUGGGGGAGUGGGCGAAGGAAACGGAGAAGUUAGGGUAUUUAUUAGAGGAGGUGUUGUGUGAGGGAUUAGGGCUGAGACCGGAGCGGCUUAAGGAGGCGACGUACGGAGAAGGGCGGAUGAUGGUUGGGCAUUACUAUCCGUAUUGCCCACAGCCGGAUCUGACGGUGGGGAUUAAAUCGCACACGGAUCCUGGAGUUUUGACUGUGCUGCUGCAGGACCAUAUCGGCGGUUUGCAGAUCCGGCACGGCGGUGGUUGGGUGGAUGUUGAGCCCGUCGCCUGUGCUCUUGUUAUCAAUAUCGGCGACUUGCUUCAGAUUGCGUCAAAUAAUGUGUACAAGAGCGUGGAACAUAGAGUAUUAGCAAAUGGAAAGUCAGAAGCGCGUGUUUCGGUUGCAGUUUUCUACAACCCUAGAAUUAGAGAUAAUUUAUAUGGGCCAUUCCCUGAACUAAUCUCACAAGACACACCUGCGGCUUAUCAACAAUUCACAUACACGGAUUACAUAACAAGAUUCUUCAACAAGGAGUUAGAUGGAAAAUCAUUGCCCAACCAUUAUAAAAUUUGAACUUCAUGUUUGUCUGUUUGUUUGUUUGUUUUUUUUAAAUUUUCAAACUUCAAAACUAUUAUAAAUAUUACAGAUUAUGUGUAAAAUAGAUACCCAUUUUUAGUGUCAAGUCAAAUGUCACUCCAUCUAUACCUCAUGUGUGUUGUCAUAUGUAUUGUUAAUACUCAUUCUUAAUGUGCGAAUAAACCAUCUCCUACUUGUCAUGUUGCUUAUAAAUAUAGGCAUUUGGUGGAGCUUGUAAGAUACACACAUUGGUGAGAAUUUAAAAAAAGUUGGAGAAA